Messenger RNA from Solanum dulcamara, 1155 nucleotides. RefSeq lists its product as uncharacterized. The record is from RefSeq and is a predicted model, not a curated record. Bases 1 to 1155 code for a protein of 384 amino acids. NCBI's taxonomy places the organism in Eukaryota, Viridiplantae, Streptophyta, Magnoliopsida, Solanales, Solanaceae. Gene Ontology annotation, molecular function: beta-glucosidase activity. Gene Ontology annotation, biological process: glucan catabolic process. The transcript is spliced from 4 exons.
AUGGCAAACAACUUCCCAUUUUCCCAGCAACCUCAGAUCCCUUCGAUAACACUCACAACGGCACCGCUUUCUCCAGUCGUGGUUGGAGCUAGCUCUACAAGACAGAUGCAUCACCUUAUAGGUGAAUAUCGGAGGGAGACAAUUUUAUCUGCUACUUCGGCACCUAGCCUUCCUAGCCCAAAUAAUCAAGGAAGGGACGAACCACGCGAUAGAGGGACUAGGAACCCAGAUAUGGAUGGAGACACUAAGGCAGACCCAACAAGAGGGCAACAUCAAUAUGAUAUCCAUGCAGGAGAUGGUCGGUUAAACUUCACUUCUAUUAGUUGUACCAAAAGAAGUGCAUCAGAUAAAGGAACAUCCUUCUAUAUAAUGAAAGAGAGCAAGAGAUCUGAUAGUGAAGCUUUUUCAUUAGCAAAGUAUAAAGUAGCUCGAAAUGGAGUAAACUGGGAAGAACAGUUGCAACUUAUGCACUGUUUGAAGAAUGGUCUACAAAGCUGUGCACGAACUACCAUUUUAAAUGCUGUGAAAAACACAGUCCAUCCACCUACACAAGUGGUCUACCAGGAUAAUCCAGACGUAAACUUUGUCAAGUCCAACCACUUCUCCUAUGCCAUUGUUGUCAUGGGUGAGAUACCCUACGCAGAGAUGUUUGGUGAUAGUGCAAACCUUACAAUAGCUGACCCUGGUACGAGCAUCAUAUUCAAUGUCUGUGGGGUUGUGAAGUGUGUGGUAGUUGUCAUUUCUGGGCGUCCAGUUGUGAUGGAGCCAUAUGUUGCAAAUAUAGACGCCCUCGUGGCUGCUUGGCUUCCGGGAAUUGAAGGACAAGGUAUUGCUGAUGUUCUGUUUGGUGACUAUGGAUUCACUGGCAAACUCACGCGCACUUGGUUCAAGUCAGUUGAUAAGCUUCGCAUGAAUGUUGGUGAUCCACAUUACUAUCCUUUGUUUCCUUUUGGAUUUGGUCUCACUAUUGAGCCUCUUGAGCUAAAAUUCACCAAUAGGCCCGGAGCAUUAACUCCCUCACUCUCCCAACAUCCCAGCCAACUUCCAAUAAAUGGCUCCUACCCCAUCUCCUAUACACCACCUGGAGAUGACCCGUUAAACUUCACUUCUAUUAAAAAAAAAUCAAAAACAAGAAAAAAGAUAAUUCAUCAUUGA